AUGUCUACUAAAGUGGAAAAUCAUGACAGUAAAAAUGAAUUAUCUCCUAUCGAAGAAAUCAAAUUCACUGAGCGAAUGAGAAAAGCUACUAGAAAAGAACACAGAAUUAGUGAUUCAUUAAUUAAUGCAAAAAUGACUAUUGGUAUGACAGAUAGUAAAGUAUGGGUAGAAGGUCUACGUCGUUUUUAUGUAGUUUUUCAAUAUUUAGAAAUAGCCAUGAAGAAAGAAGAAAAUAAUAAUUUACAUAAAUUUGCACAAAUUAAUGGAUUGUUCCGUACACAAAAUUUUGAAAGCAGUUUACGGCACUAUUUAGGAGAUAAAUGGUCAUCUGAAUUAACUAAAGCUAUGGCUGAAUAUUCUAACUAUUUAAUAAAUCUAGAAAAAGAAAAUCAUGUAUUGUUAACACCAUUUAUAUAUCAUAUGUAUAUGGGUAUUUUAUCUGGAGGUCAAAUAUUGAUGGCUAAACAAAGGAUGGCUUUCUCAGAUGGAAAAGGAUCUGAAGCAUUUUAUUUUGAUGUAAAUGUAAGGGAGGCAAAAAAUCAAUUGAGAAAUGAAAUGAAUGAAUUGGCAGAAAAGCUAGAUGACGAAACAAAACUUAGAUUAUUAAAAGAAAGUAAAAUGGUAUAUUUGUUGAAUAAUAAGUUAGUAAAAGAAGUUAAGGUUCCUACAGAAGUUUUGUUAAUUAAGUUAAUAUUUAUAGUUGGAAUUUUUAUUUUUGUAAUUAUAUUAUGGAAGGUGUCGAAAAAAUUUCUUAUGGUAUUAUUUUAGUGUAUACAUUUAUUCAUUACUACUAUA
Sipha flava (yellow sugarcane aphid) is the source of this 795-nucleotide messenger RNA. RefSeq names its product heme oxygenase (gene Ho). The transcript is spliced from 2 exons. Gene Ontology annotation, molecular function: heme oxygenase (decyclizing) activity. Gene Ontology annotation, biological process: heme oxidation. The record is from RefSeq and is a predicted model, not a curated record. Lineage: Eukaryota; Metazoa; Arthropoda; Insecta; Hemiptera; Aphididae. Bases 1 to 768 code for a protein of 255 amino acids.